AUGAGCACGCAGGCUGGCGCAACAGCGGCCGCGCUCUCAAAGUACAAACUCGUUUUCCUCGGCGAUCAGGCCGUUGGGAAAACAUCGAUUAUCACCCGCUUCAUGUACGAUAAGUUUGAUAACAACUACCAAGCAACUAUUGGGAUCGACUUUUUGUCGAAAACGAUGUACCUGGAGGAUCGCACCGUCCGACUGCAGCUGUGGGACACCGCAGGACAGGAACGUUUCCGCUCGCUGAUCCCGUCUUACAUUCGAGAUAGCUCCGUAGCAGUGGUCGUCUAUGAUGUAACAAGUCGCCGUAGUUUCCUGAAUACUGCAAAGUGGAUAGAAGAAGUUCGUAAUGAGAGAGGCAACGAAGUAAUUAUCGUUCUGGUUGGGAAUAAGAGCGACCAAAACGAUAAGCGUCAGGUAAGCGUCGAAGAGGGCGAAGCGAAAGCCAAAGAACUGGAUGUUCUGUUCAUCGAGACUAGCGCGAAGACAGGCGCAAAUGUGAAAGCGCUCUUUCGGAAGAUUGCUGCGGCGUUGCCAGGUUCCAGCUCGACGACGAGUCGAGGAAGCCAGCUCAUCGACGUGAAGCUCACACCGCAGGAACCCGCCGCGAGUCCGUCGCAACAAAGCUCGUCGUGUCUGUGUUAG
Cyanidioschyzon merolae strain 10D is the source of this 636-nucleotide messenger RNA. RefSeq names its product small GTP-binding protein of Rab family, Rab6. The record is from RefSeq and is a predicted model, not a curated record. The coding region runs from base 1 to 636 and encodes 211 amino acids. The transcript has a single exon. Lineage: Eukaryota; Rhodophyta; Bangiophyceae; Cyanidiales; Cyanidiaceae. Gene Ontology annotation, molecular function: GTPase activity; GTP binding.